Rhinichthys klamathensis goyatoka is the source of this 2454-nucleotide messenger RNA. RefSeq names its product zinc finger protein 271-like. Lineage: Eukaryota; Metazoa; Chordata; Actinopteri; Cypriniformes; Leuciscidae. The transcript has 4 exons. The record is from RefSeq and is a predicted model, not a curated record. The coding region runs from base 1 to 2433 and encodes 810 amino acids.
AUGGAAGAGAGCGAGGAGAGUGAAGAACUGAGUGAAGUGAAGGAGGAGAGAGAAGAACUGAGUGAAGUGGAGAAGGAACAUCAUGUCCAACCUGGAGGAAAACCCUUGAGUCGCUCAAAAACUAAAAAUAAUUUUUUAAAGAAACGAAGAGCCAAGAAAUCUUUCAACUGCAGUCAGUGUGGAAAGAGUGUCGACACCAAACAACAUCUUGAUGUUCACAUGAGGAUCCACACCGGAGAGAAGCCGUUCACAUGUGAUCAGUGCGGGAAGAGUUUCAGUCUAUCAGCAAACCUUAAUAUUCACAUGAGGAUCCACACCGGAGAGAAGCCGUUCACAUGUGAUCAGUGCGGAAAAACAUUUCUUAGUGCAUCAGAGCUGAAGAGACACCUGAGAGUUCACACAAAGGAGAAGCCGUAUUCAUGUUCUGUGUGUGGAAAGAGUUUUUCACGGCUGCAUCAUUUACAUGGACAUGAGAAAAUACACACUGGUGUGAGAGAGUACAUGUGCUUUGAGUGUGAGAAGACUUUUACUACAGCAAAGGAUUUAAAACUGCACCAGAGAAUUCACACUGGAGAAAAACCUUACAAGUGUUCACACUGUGACAAGAGAUUCAGUUCCUCAUCACAUCUGAAAACACAUGAGAGGAUCCACACUGGAGAAAAACCUUACAAGUGUUCACACUGUGACAAGAGAUUCAGUUCCUCAUCAUCUCUGAAAACACAUGAGUGGAUCCACACUGGAGAAAAACCUUACAAGUGUUCACACUGUGACAAGAGAUUCAGUCGGUCAUCACAUCUGAAAACACAUGAGAGGAUCCACACUGGAGAAAAACCAUACAAGUGUUCACACUGUGACAAGAGAUUCAGUGUGUCAUCACAUCUGAAAAAACAUGAGAGGAUCCACACUGGAGAGAAGCCGCACACGUGUGAUCAGUGUGGGAAGAGUUUUACACGAAAACAACACCUUCAAGGACACAUGAUGAUCCACACUGGAGAAAAGCCGUAUGCAUGUGAUCAGUGCGAAAAGAGUUACUCACAAAAGAAAAAUCUUAACCUUCACAUGAGGAUCCACACCGGAGAGAAACCAUUCACGUGUGAUCAGUGCGAAAAGAGAUUCUCAAAUAAACAAUAUCUUGACCUUCACAUGAGGAUCCACACUGGAGAGAAGCCGUUCACGUGUGAUCAGUGCGGGACGAGCUUUACACAAAAACCUCACCUUAAGAAACACAUGAGGAUCCACACUGGAGAAAAGCCGUAUGUAUGUGAUCAGUGCGAAAAGAGUUACUCAGAAAAGAGAAGUCUUGACCUUCACAUGAGGAUCCACACCGGAGAGAAACCAUUCAUAUGUGAUCGGUGCGAAAAGAGAUUCUCAAAUAAACAACAUCUUGACCUUCACAUGAGAGUUCACACCGGAGAGAAGCCGCACACGUGUGAUCAGUGCGGGACGAGCUUUACACAAAAACCUCACCUUAAGAGACACAUGAGGAUCCACACUGGAGAAAAGCCGUAUGUAUGUGAUCAGUGUGGAAAAGGUUUUGCAGAAUCAUCAAACCUUAAUGUUCACAUGAGAAUGCACACCGGAGAGAAGCCGUUCACAUGUGAUCAGUGCGGGAAAACAUUUUUUAGGUCAUCAGACCUGAAGAAACACCGGAGAGUUCAUACAAAGGAAAAGCCGUAUUCAUGCUCUGAAUGUGGAAAGAGUUUUUUAAACCAAAAAAAUUUAAAACUGCACAAGAGGAUCCACACUGGAGAAAAACCUUACAAGUGUUCACACUGUGACAAGAGAUUCAGUCUAUCAGAAUCUCUGACAACACAUGAGAGGAUCCACACUGGAGAGAAACCUUACAAGUGUUCACACUGUGACAAGAGAUUCAGCCAGUCACAACAUCUGAAAACACACAAGAGGAUUCACACUGGAGAAAAACCUCACAAGUGUUCACACUGUGAUAAGAGAUUCAGUCAGUUAAUAAAUCUGAAAUCACAUGAGAGGAUCCACACUGGAGAAAAACCUUACAAGUGUUCACACUGUGACAAUAGAUUCAACCAGUCGUCAUCUCUGAGAUCACAUGAGAGGAUCCACACUGGAGAGAAGCCGCACACGUGUGAUCAGUGCGGGACGAGUUUCUCUACUAAAAGUGGCCUGAAGCGACACAUGAAGAUCCACACAGUGGAGAAACCACAUCAGCACAGUCUGAGAUCACGACCUGAUGGAAGAACCAGAGAGAAACCUUACACAUGUGAUCAAUUCGGGAGGAGCUUCACGGAUAAAGGAAACUUUAAGAGACAGACGAGGAUCCACACUGGAGAGAGACCAUACACAUGUGGUCAGUGUGGGAACAGUUUCAUAAGUAAACAAAACCUUAAGAAUCAUAAGAGGAUUGUUGUAUUUCUAUACCGCUGUAACCUUAUAAAUCAUCCUGAAACAUUCCCAUAACCUGUUACAAUCAUAACUUUA